Messenger RNA from Cuscuta campestris, 2783 nucleotides. The record is from the annotation of a GenBank genome assembly. Lineage: Eukaryota; Viridiplantae; Streptophyta; Magnoliopsida; Solanales; Convolvulaceae.
CACUUCUUUAAUCCAUUUUAUCUUAUAAUUUGUAUAUUAAAAAAUUAUAAAAAUUAUAUAUUAAUAAUCUAUAUGUUAAGACGAAUCAAACAAGAUCACACAUGACUAUUUUUAGACUUACACAUUGAGAGAAUUUGAUGAGUCAAAGUGAAUAUGUUUUAUUGUAAAUUGACAUUUUAGUCCUUAAUUUUUUUUUUGAGGUUAAACACCAACUCAAUGUACUCCCUCCGUUCCGCUAUAUUCGUCCACUUUUGACUUUUGAAACUGUUCAUCUAAGCACUUUGACUCAUCAAAUUCUCUCAAUGUGUAAGCCUAAAUAUAGUCAUGCGUGAUCUUGUUUGAUUUGUCUUAACAUAUAGAUUAUUAAUAUAUAAUUUCUAUAAUUUUUUAAUAUACAAAUUACAAGAUAAAAUGGAUUAAAGAAGUGUAUUGGAUAGUGUGUAAAAAUGAAAGUGGACAAAUAUAGUGGGACGGAGGAAGUAAUUCCAGUUUCGUUGGAGAAAGCCAUGUUGGCGGUCUUCUGGACAGCGAAAAGAUUAACUCCGUACUUUCAGGCUCAUCGGAUAGUUGUGCUCACCAAUGAGCCUUUGGCGUCACUUACCCGAAGCCCAGCGGCGUCUACCCGGAUGACUAAAUGGGCAGUCUUCAUCAGUCAGUAUAACGUGGAGUUCAGACCGCGUCCAUCCAUCAAGGGACAUGCACUCGCUGACUUCCGAGUUGAGUGCACUGCCAGGGAGGUAACUAGGAACCAGGCUGAAACUCGAGAAGAGAAGGAUUGGUGGAUAAUGAGCAUCGAUGGAUCUUCUGGGUCUCGAUCUUGCGGAGCAGGUAUCGUCUUGGUCACCCCAGAAAAUUUCCGGAUUUAUUAUGCUAUCAGAUUUCAAUUCCGCGUGUCCAAUAAUGAAGCCGAAUAUGAGGCCCUGAUCAACAGAUUGAAGAUUCUUGGCAAGAUGGGAGUAUCCAAGGUCCAGGUUUACACUGACUCCCGAUUAGUGGUAGGACAAAUCACAGGGGAGUUUGAAGCAAAGGAAGAGAGGAUGAAAAGGUACCGGGACUGUGCCUUAGAGGUUCUGGGAAGGUUUGAGUUUAAGCUUGAACAUAUUCCCCGGGCCCAGAAUGCGGAGGCUGAUGUUCUCUCCAAGCUCAGCGCAGAAUCACCGGAAUACAUAAGCAAGUUAGCAACUGUCGAAGAGCUGGUAACCCCGAGUCUUAGCAACAGCGAGGUGAUCUGGGUAUCAGCUGAUCCCUCAGAGUGGCUGGACCGAUUGGCCAAAUAUAUUGAGGACGGUGAAGCCCCGGAAGAUCCCCAAGAAGCACGUCUACUUCGAAUGAGGGCGCCAACAUACAAGGUGCAGGAUGGAGUCCUCUGUAAGCGGUCUUAUAACGGUGUUCUACUCCGAUGCCUCGGAGCAGCAGAGGCGAAGGCAUUGAUGGAAGAAAUACAUGAAGGGGUAUGUGCUGCACACCAAGGUCCAUACUCCAUUUCCAGAAGGGCUAUUAUCCAGGGGUAUUUCUGGACAACGAUGAGGAAGGAUUGUGAAGAAUAUGUGCGCAAGUGUCCGACCUGCCAGCAGUUCCAGAAUAUGCCCGGGAGGCCAGCCACAAACUACACACCCAUCAGCUCUGUGAUUCCCUUUUCAAGAUGGGGAAUCGACAUUGUGGGAGCCCUACCAAAAGGAGCGGGGCAGGCACGGUGGAUUGUAGUUGCAAUAGACUAUUUCACAAAGUGGGUAGAGGCUGAGCCACUUGCGGGGAUCACCGGAAGGCAGAUGAUCGACUUCGUUGGGACCAAUAUACUCUGCAAGUUUGGGGUCCCGAAGCAGAUCAUAUCAGAUAAUGGAAUCCAGUUCGAGGAAACAGAAUUUCAAGACUUCCUCAAAACUUGGGGAAUUCAGCACACGAAGGUGUCUGUUGCGUAUCCACAGGCUAAUGGACAAGUGGAGAAUGUCAACGGAACUAUCAUUGACGGAAUAAAGAAGAAGCUACUUUCAGAGGGAAGCAAAUGGGUGGAUGAACUGCCCAGGAUCCUGUGGACAUACAGGAUGACUCCCAGGAGAGCCACGGGUGACACUCCUUUCGGCUUGGCUUAUGGCUUCGAAGCCCGGGCUCCCGCUGAGGUAGUAAUCCCCACCGGGAGAGAGAUGGAGUAUGACCCGGAGGUGAACGAACAGAAUCAGGCCGUAGAACUGAAUUUCAUAGAAGAACGAAGGGAUGAAGCACGGAUCCGGGCAGAAAAUUAUCGUCACCAGGUGAAAUAUUACUUUGAUAGCAAGGUGAAACCAAGGGCAUUCCAAGUGGGGGAUUAUGUUCUGAGGAAACGAGAGAAAAGUCAACCAACUAAGGGUGGGACGCUGGCAAAGAAGUACGAAGGACCUUAUAUCAUCAAGGCCGUUGUUCGCCCAGGUACCUACAAGUUGGUGACUCCCAAGGGAAAAGAAAUUGAUAGGACAUGGAAUGUAGAGCACUUGGUCAAAUUUUAUCAGUGAAUCAUUUUGUAAAAACACUCUAUUUUUCAAUUUAAGAUGUUAUUUCAGUAAAACUUCUUCUUUCUUUUAAUGCCAAGUGUCUUUGCAAUUUCAUUGUUCUAUGGAUUUCUUUAAAAAAACAAAAAAAAGGGGGGGGGGGAGACACCCCCGGGCGAUAUAGACCCACGUGCUACAGGGAGGUAGAAAAGUUUAUGCCACCUGCUAAAAAUAGGGGAGGUAGAUAAGUUUAUGCCCCCCCCCCUCCCCCGGAGGUAGAAAAGUUUAUGCCUCCGUCAAAAAUGAAGGAAAGGUUGGGAU